Molecule: messenger RNA, 1504 nt
Organism: Magallana angulata
Lineage: Eukaryota; Metazoa; Mollusca; Bivalvia; Ostreida; Ostreidae
Product: dopamine D2-like receptor
Exons: 1
Coding region: 178-1182 (334 amino acids)
Biological process (GO): G protein-coupled receptor signaling pathway
Cellular component (GO): membrane
Molecular function (GO): G protein-coupled receptor activity
Source: RefSeq, a predicted model, not a curated record
UCCUAAAGAUGUGUAUUCAAUGCUGUGAUUUUUUCCUGAGGUACUGAUGAUUAGAGGUCAUUGAAGACCUAGUGAAGGUGAUAAUCACCGUAUGAUAUUGGAUCGAACGACAUUCUACAAAAAAUAAGGGUGUGGUGAUUAUAUGAAGAGUGUGGAUUCCAUGUGAGAUCUAGCAACAUGGAUGCGGAUGUAGAGACCAACCAAAGCUUAUCUCAAUUAAGCUGGACAUCAGUGGGGGUAAAGGAUUUAUAUGGAAGCCUUCUUAUAAUCAUAUCUGUAUUUAUUUUGACAAUCAACGGAUUACUCCUCUUUGUUAUAUAUUCAUCAAAGUAUCUGCAUCGUCGACAGAACGCUUUUGUGGUAUCUUUAGCAAUCAGUGAUAUCCUGAAUGGAUUUGUCGAGGGUCCUUUCUUUGCUCACAUAACGUUAAACCGUCCCGAACAGCUCCCACCUCAUGCUUGUGUUUUUGUAUUUUUUGUUAACCAUUACACCAAGGCCUCAGUAUCCUUUAGUCUGAUGGCACUGUGCAUAGAACGGUGUCUGGCAGUAUCCGUGCCCCUCAAAUACCAGUCUAUAGUCACCAACCGUUCCUGUGCCAUCACUAUCAUCUUAAUCUGGGUCGUAUCAGCAUUUUUCACAGCAUUACCUUUAUUGCGGGACAGAAUAGUCUACGACAAGGACAAAAUGGCUUGCACAUUUGAAGGACAUAACCGCAGGUAUACCUUAGAUACAAUCAUCUUGUACAUUGUGUUUUCGAGACUGAUUCCAACGUUUGUGAUUCUGGUUUGCAUGACAACGACCCUCGAUAAAGCCCGAAGCCGAUUCAAAUUUUCAACAAUCAUAGCAGCCGUGCCAUUCGCAGCAAUCCCAGUGGCGUACCCCUUGAAUUUGAAGAAAAUAACCAUAAAAGCCCUUCGGUCUCUAUUGUAUUUGUCUAUUAUUUUUUCCGUGCUUACCAUCGUCUGCUGUGCUUCAGGGAUUCAACGCGCAAUUCGGAACGACAAUUUCCCGCCAGUGUACGAAAUGAUUUUAGAAUUCAUUUCUUUGUCGUAUUACUUCAUUACCCCAGUGAUAAUUCUUAUUUUUAACAGACAAUACCAAAAUAGGAUUGUUUCACUGUUUUGCAAGAGAUGCGUCCGGACUAAUAGGGUUGAGCAGGAUCCAUCUCCACAGCCCACGUGAUACGAGCAGAAUAGUCAUUGGUGAUAUAACAAGCAAUUUCUGAUAUUUUCUCGGUAAUCAUAAAACCCUGUCUGGAUGAUAAUGAGUAUAGAUCUCUGGUUUGAAUACUAAUUUCAUCAGAAAAAAAUUAGAGUAGAUUUAUUUUGAAUGAAAUCUUUUUCUUUAAUGAGAACUGCGUUAGCAUUUUAAUGGAAUGAAUUAAAUGCAUUGUAUUUCCGAAGCAUUUGAUUUUAUCACGUGCUUUAAAUCAGCUCAGUCGAAGGUUAAUAUUUUAUGAAUGAUUGGUUUGUCAGUGUCAUUAAUAAAUUCUAUUUUAAUGUUU